Messenger RNA from Diatraea saccharalis (sugarcane borer), 6946 nucleotides. The record is from the annotation of a GenBank genome assembly. NCBI's taxonomy places the organism in Eukaryota, Metazoa, Arthropoda, Insecta, Lepidoptera, Crambidae.
AUGCAACUGUGACGAGCGUCGAUGAUGUCGCCCCGCCAGCUGAUGCGAAACUCGAAUAUGACGCAGAAGUGGCAGCGGCGCGAGAUAUCCAACUUCGAGUAUCUUAUGUUCCUCAACACUAUUGCAGGUCGUACCUACAAUGAUCUGAACCAAUAUCCAGUGUUCCCUUGGGUACUCACCAACUACGAAAGUGAAGAGCUAGACCUCAGCCAGCCUUCCAACUACAGAGAUCUCUCUAAGCCCAUCGGUGCCUUAAAUCCAAGCCGACGCGCAUACUUCGAGGAGCGAUACAACACCUGGGAGCACGAUUCGACGCCGCCGUUCCAUUACGGCACGCAUUACUCCACCGCCGCCUUCGUGCUCAACUGGCUCGUUAGGAUUGAGCCAAUGACAACAAUGUUCCUGGCACUGCAGGGCGGCAAAUUUGACCACCCGAACAGACUAUUUUCGUCCAUUGCCCUCUCGUGGAAGAACUGUCAGAGGGACACUUCUGAUGUUAAGGAAUUGAUCCCGGAGCUUUUCUUCCUGCCGGAGAUGCUGAUCAACAGCUCGGGCUAUCGGCUCAACAUACCGGAGUCUCCGUCCGGUGACGUCAUCCUUCCACCCUGGGCCUCCUCCGCUGAGGAGUUCGUUAGGAUUAACCGUAUGGCGCUAGAAUCUGAAUUCGUCAGUUGUCAACUACACCAGUGGAUAGAUCUCAUAUUCGGAUACAAGCAGAGAGGGCCCGAAGCGGUGCGAGCGACAAACGUCUUCUACUAUCUCACGUACGAAGGAGGCGUUCGAUUGGAUCAAAUCACAGAGCCCGUGACAAGGGCCGCGGUGGAGGAUCAGAUACGUAGUUUCGGACAGACUCCGGCUCAGCUGCUCAGCGAGCCUCAUCCGCCCAGAGCGUCCACGAUGCACUUGGCUCCACUAAUGUUCGCCGCGGCCCCAGACGAUGUCUGCUUACGACUUAAACUGCCUUCCAAUGCCGCCGUGGUACACGUGUCUGCCAACACAUACCCGCAGCUCGCGAUGCCAGCUGCUGUUACUUUACUUAUUGAACGUUGUUUGUUCACAGCUAAAAUAGUACAAAUAAUAUUCGGCCAUUACGGCGUGGUAACGUGUGUGUCGCGCUCAGAGUGCAACAUCACAUCCGACUGUUACAUCGCAUCCGGCUCGGAAGACUGUACAGUUCUACUGUGGCAUUGGUCUGCACGCGCGGGCGGUAUAGUGGGUGAGGGUGAUACUCCCGCCCCGCGCGUUACCCUCACCGGUCAUCUGGCCGCCAUCAACGCCGUGCUCGUCUCCGCUGAACUAGGACUCGUAUUGCGCGCGCUCGACGGCGCUGCCGGCCCGCCUCAGCAGCUGGCGCUCUCGCGCGAGGGGCUCGUGGUGGUGGCGGGCGCGCGCGGACGCCUCGCCGCCUACACGCUCAACGGACGGAGGCUGCGAACGCACACGCACAACGAUCACUUCCAGUGUCUCGCGUUGUCACGUUGCGGCGAGUACCUGGUGUGCGGGGGCGCGGCUGGCGUGGUGGAGGUGUGGCGCGCAUGCUCGCUCGCGCCGCUGUACGCGUUCCCUCCCGCAGGCGCCGCCGUCUGUUCACUGGCACUCUCGCACGAUCAGAAGUUCCUACUAGCGGGACUAGAGAACGGUUCACUAGUCGUGUUCCACAUAGACUUCAACAGAUGGCAUCACGAGUACCAGCAGCGGUACUGAGCCGCAGCGUGCGCGCGUUGCCGCCACUCGCAUCUGUACCGACGUAGACUCUAAUUUCUGCGCCCACCAACAGACGGCGCUAGGAGCGAAUGGAACUAAUUGCUAUUCACAAAAGCAGUGUUAACGUCAUCUAUCGAAGAAACAAGGGUUACUGGGUUUAUAGACAUGUCGAUUCCGGUCGAUAUUGAUAUAUCAUUUCACGAAAAAGCUAAUAUGGAUAUUUGUAGGUUUUAAAUAUUUCCUGAUCUUGAUUAAUCUUUCAGUCGUAUAAAUUAUAUUAGAAUAUUUUACUUAAAAUUUUCAAACAAAACAUAAUAAGGAAUAAUUCCUAAGCGCGCUGGGCAAUACUGAUUAACCGUUCACAAAUCUCCAUAUGUCAUAUUAUUAUGUGAAGAUCAGUCGCUGGGUGUAAAUUGGGACAACUGAUAUACAUUUAAUCUUUUAUCUUUUUUCCAUAUUAGGUUUCGAUAUAUUAGUAUUUUAUUUUUCAAUAUCGAUUUCGCUGUUUCUUUGAUAUCUAUACCUGUCGAUAUUGGUGAUAUUAGCGACAUAUGGGUGUCGAUAUAUCAAUAUGUAUCGGUUUUCCGAUAUAUCGUUUAUCCCUAUAAGUAACUCCGAAAUAUUAACAUUUAUUUAUUAUGUUAAAAUGGCAUUGUUCUUGUAAAUGGCAAAAUAGUAUUUAAAUUUAAUUAUUUCUAUAAGUGUUAACAGUCAUCGGUUGUAAGCGAUAAAUAUUAAAUGCCGUUUUGAUAAUUCUUCAGCUAUUUUCGCGGCCCGUAUGUACUUAUUAAAUAUUAAGUGAAAUUUUUAAUCUUAUGACAUUCCAUUGUUUUUAUGAGUAUUAUUAUUAGAUUCUAUAUAAAUUUGUACUUAUGUCAUUAUUUUAAAAAUGAAUAAUGCAUUAUUUGCACACGUUUUUAAUUAUUUAGUGCCAUAUGGAGUAAAAUUAUUACUGCAUAACCUAACCUGAACGAAGAGCCUUAAUUUCGAUGUAAUUAAUAGAUCUCCUAUCGAAAGACGUCCAUUAUUGUGAUCAUAUUUUCAUAAUAUUACUUUUUAAUUUAAUGUUUGUACUAAAUUAAAUUAUAUUAAAAAGUGCAAUAUUUUGCUGAAUCAAUAUUUAUUUAAUUCUUAUUAAUUAUCUAUCAAUCAUAUUUGUAUUACAUAAUUAGAGAGGCUUAUUAUUAUUUACUUUUGAUCACCUCUUUUUAACGAGUAACCAAUUUUGAACUUUAUUUUUAUUUUUAUAAUGAUUAAAUUCCUACAUUCCAUUUGUGUUUGGUGUUGGGUAAUUGUAUUUUUUCCGGAAUGAAUUUGUUGUAAUUUGGUUUUUAUUAAAAGGUUCAUAUUUAGAUUGGUUAUUUUAUUUUAUUAGUUUUACCUUUAAGGUGUUACAUUUUUUUUGUAUUUAUAAUAAGUUGCCAGUUGUCAAAGGAUUGUCAAAAUAGGUAUCUUAUCGUCAGAAAAUAAACCAAGAAAAAUAACGGUACACCAACUGGAUUUUUAAAAUAUUGAAUUAACAUAAUUCUUAUGGAAUACCGCGAAAGUGCCAAUGACAUAGUCAUUUUCGCUAAUUAAUGAAAGUCAAUAAAUAGUAGAAAUCUAGUUAAUUGUAACGGUAAUGCUAAUAUUAUUAUGUUAUGGCUACGGAAUAAUAGUUUUUUACGCAAUCAUCGUGUAUAUUAUAUUUAUUCUACAAUUUUAAGACAAGCGGCCAUUUUUAGGAAUGUGACAAUGCGAAGAUUAUUUCUAUCUCGUUCGUGUAACCAUAGUAUUGGUAUUGAUGAAACAUAAAAAUGAGGAUUAUCUGUUUGUCGUUGUCACGUUUAAUAAAUAUGGCGGUUUAUUUUUGCCUUCACACCCGCACGCUCCUUCCGUUCUGUGAUCUAGGCUAAUUUAUGCACCUAGUCAUAGAAAAUCUUCAUCUAUUUCCUAUCUCUGUGCCAAAAUAUAUAAUAACAAACAUACAGACAACAUCCGAUAAUACAUUAACAUUAUGACACUUUCAUAGAGCUUCGUAAACUGUUCAAUAGUAGCUUAGGAGUUGUCUAGAUAAUUCUCUAGGUGGAAUUUUUUAGUACCUACCUACUUCUAGUAAAUUGUACAAACACUCGAACCCUUAUUCUCACGUCCCACUGUAGUAUUUACUUAGAACCCAAAUUAUACAUAUGUAGUUUUAAGGCAGUGGAUCAAUCACUCCAUUUUCAACCUUAUCCUUAUUACUAUAAGGCAUGGAGUGGUGGCUACUGACGUCCCUAUGUUUAGGUAAAUCACAAUGCUUAGUCUGAUUGACAUCUGUUCACGUCUUUAAAUAGUUUUGCCGACUGCAAUUUAACUUUUCACUUUUACAAUGGAUAAACUGAAACCUAUCGAAGUAUAACUGAAAUAAGAUAUAAACAAAAUUGCAAUAAGUUGUAAGAUCUUCCUAUAAUAAUAUUAGUUAUAUUCUUCCAAUGUGAUUAAGUAUUCAAGAAACAUAUACAAUUUUUUUUUUUCAAGCAAAAGGAGAAGCUUAUGCUUUAAUAUAGUAUCAAAAAUUAAUUCAAAAAAGCUUUCAAAAGCCCCAUCGCACAUACACACCGCGACGCGCUAAACAAUUUUUAAAACUUAAAGCCGGAUUUAUAUCUCGCCUACGCUGCGUAUCGCUACGCAUGAGUUAGAUAAUCGUUUUCAUAUAUUUAUUAUAUAAGCAUCGUCCAGCGUAUCGUGGGUAACGAAUGAAAGCGAUUACCUAACUACGCGCAGUGGCACACGACAUGGACUUGAUAUAAUUCCAGCUUAACUCACGCUGUUAUGCAAUCUGUCCAUUAAUGUUAACAUAGUCUUUAAGUCGUCAAUGUUGAAUUAGAAUGAAAUAAAGUUGAUAUAUAUUUCCCUAGAAUAAGGUACACCUUAUGUAUAAAUGUAAUAAUCACUGUCCAUUUAAAUGUAAGCUAAAAUCAAUUGUAAACAUUAUUAUAUAACUAAGAAUGUAGUAGAUAAUUCGAAGUUUGAAUCACCUUUAUAAUGUAAGGUAUUUAUAAAGCAUCAAAUCAUCACAAAAGCUGUAAUAGUUGCCAUGUGCUUUUUCUAAAAUUUUAGAGGACACUCUAUUUUGCUUUGCCGUUAAAAUUCCACAGGCGCGUCUUAUAAAUCAUAAAAAACAUAUUUUCGUCCCACUCUAUCCACAUGUUAAAAACUAAGUAACAAUAGAUUUAUUAAAAUUUCCGUUUCCAUGAGCGCAAUGUAAUGAAUGCCUAGUUUCACUAUCACUUGUUGUUGAGCGAACCUUUAUGAUUGUAAUAAUAAAAUAGUAUAGUUCUUGUAGAUGUAGCUACAGUUAGAUUAGUUAAUUUUUAGCUACUAGCAUUUUUUUGACGUUUCAGUAGCGUAGCUUUGCUACGUGUCGUUUAAGAGUUGGUGUUUUAUUAGAUAAUUAAUUACUGCAAAAAAAAUCCUUCACUGCGUACGUUAAGUUAAAAUAUAGAAGUAAAACAUUGAAAGAAACUGCCAUAUUAAUUCGUCGUGAAAGAAAUACUUGAAAUAGAAAAGAAAGAAAACAAUCAUUAGGAAAUUGCGCCUGUAGAAAUUAUUCAUGCAAAUAUGUCAGAAGAGCGCUUUAGCAUUUGUUUAAGAAAACGGAUUGUUGCAGUUAGAUUUUUUUAUUGUUAUUCAUUCACAAUGUUUGAUUCCUUAAUUGUAAGCAGUAGGCUAAUUAUUUGAGAGUUUACUAGCAUAACCUAGUGGCAUAGUUUCAUAAAUAAAAUUAGAUUUGUUCUUGUGUGUUCGGAAAUUGUUAAAUCUUAAAUAAUAUAAUAAUAAUGUAUCACCUACUAAAAUUCCUGCACACGCUUACUUUACACUAACUUUUACAUGCAUAAGUCGUUUCCUUUAAGCCGAAUUUACAAUACGAAACUGGUAUCGCGAUACUAAAAACAAGUCAACUAAAAACCAGUUUCACAAAACUAAAAACCAGUUUCACAAAACCAAAAACCAGUUUCACAAAACUAAUAAUAAGUUUUAAGAAACCAAUCUCGGCACAAAACUGUCGUAAUGGUGUACAAUCUACAGUAUCUCUAAGACAGGCUCUUUCAACAACAAAGCUUAACUAUGCGCAGAUGGUGCCGCAACACUAGUUACACCAUGUAAAUCAGGGUAAAAUUAGUUGCAUAAAACUAGUUUCAUCAAUAAUAUGCGCAUCACAGAAUUACUUCAGUGUCAUGAAACUAUUGUAUGCAUUACGAAACAGAACGUUUACACGUGCAACUUUUGGCGAAAUGAAUUCAAUGAAACUAGUUUCAUGCAACAAUUUUCAUAAUGUAAAUUCGGCUUUAUAGCUGAUCAUGCGUAUUUACUUUACUUAUGUUUCAGACACGUCUAAUUUAUAUCUUAUAGGGCAAAGAUCCCUAUUGAAAAAUUUCUGUUAUGCUAAGUAUAUGGUGCGUUUGUAUGUAAUGAAAUGAUCUUGAGUAAUAAAUAAAUUGCAUUGAGUAAAUCUUUUUUUGAUUCACUCUUAUUUAUAUUCCUAUAAAUGCUAAGAGAUCGUGACAAAAAUGUGCAAGAGCAUUCUAAAUCUUGAUAUUUCAGUAUGUUGAAGUACUAAGAAUAUACAGCAUUCAGUAUCCUGAACACCUGGUGGUAGGUUAAUUUAAAGUACGAAAAAUCGUAACACAUGUGAAGGGUUCGAUGCUUGGGCGAAUGAAUGAAAGGCUGACUAAGCUUGAGAACUUUAUUAUACGGUAAUAAAAAAAGGGUAAAUAAAAACUGUAACAAACAUAAAAUUAAUAUAAAAACAGUUCGUAUGAUUACUUAAACAUAUAAUUACAAUUAUUAAAUAGAGCAAAUACAUACCCCGUUUCUGGGUUUCUGUAAUACUUAUAUUAAUUUGGACGAUAUUUCACAAAGAUAUAUAACAAUAUUCUUAUUUAAAUUAUAAUAACUUAAUUAUGUAUUAUUAAAUUUUUUUGUAUUUAAACUUAUAUUAUUACCUUAUCAUGUUCCCACCAGAUGAAUUUUUCACGAACUAACAUUCAUAAAGAACAUACUUAUUGGAUUAGUCAAAACUUCAAAUUACGAAAGGUGAAUAAUAAAAAGAAAUGAUGUUAAAUAUCAACGACAAAAAGUUUGCAUACUGAAACCUAGGACGAAAUAAUCUUCUGUUUAUUCUAUUACUUCUGUUGUCAAAUAUUUAUCUAUAUUUAUCAAUUGUCUAAAAAAAAUUGAUAAUGACAAAUUUCCAGGCAAACUUUCAUCCCCUAUUUUU